AUGCUUAAUACAAGAUGUCAUCAAUAUGGCGCUCAGUAUGGAGAAACUGACUUGAAAUAUUCUAUAGAGAAAAAUUCAAAAGUGCGAUUCCCCCCUUUAACCCAUCAAAGGUCUCCACUAAUUAUUGCUUCUGCUGAGACAUCUCUAAAAAUCUCCAAUAAUUUUAAGACUUAUCCUUGAUACAAGAUGUCGUCCAGUAUGGAGAAGCUGAGAAUGGCAUCUAAUUUUAUUAAUAAAUUUUAUAUGUAUCAUUUAUUAUUCAUGUAUUUAUUAUUAUCAUUAUUAUUAAUUUAUAAAACCUUUUUAAAAAUUGGCGCGUUUACUUGUCAAAUUUUUUCACACUUGUCACCAUUUUUGACAUGGCACUUUUUAGCACUUACUGAUAUAGAGAUUGACAUCAUCUCUUUGAGAGAGUCUGUUUUGCUCGUUCAAGAGGCCAGGACAUUAUGCUCGAUAUAG
Molecule: messenger RNA, 459 nt
Organism: Blepharisma stoltei
Lineage: Eukaryota; Ciliophora; Heterotrichea; Heterotrichida; Blepharismidae
Source: the annotation of a GenBank genome assembly